GUCCCGUCCCGCCAUUGUUGCGUUUCGUCCGUUUCGCGCCCUUUUUUGACGUGCAGUCAUUUAGUGUUGCAAAUUGUUGCGGAUUUAAUUUUUAAUUGUGUUCAACAAUGGAAAUGAGGUGGAGAUAUUUGUUAACGUUGUUGCUCCUCGGCGUAGCAUUUGCAGCUGAAGACGAUGACAGCAUACCUGACGCUGGUGUGGAUGAAAAUGAUGAACUAGCACUAGAUCAAGAGGAAUCCCGCAACCUUCGGCCGCGGGCUUACCAACCAAAUGCCUACAACACACUCCCCAGUGGAUUCCGACCAUCGCCUUCAUUGGCUGAGCUGGCUGGCUACCAAAGACCAUCAGAACAUCAAGAAGAACCACAAUACGUGGUCCAGCAAAGACCAGCUCCGCAACAGCAGUAUAUUGAAGAACCCAGACAACCUCAAAGAGCGCCACACAGGAAGCAGGAACACCGCCCAGCAAAACUGCAGCAAAGACCAGUCCAAGAAGUAGAAGAAGAACUAGAAGAGGAAGAAAAGGAGGAACCUGACCGUCUGUCUCAGCUGCUGCAGCAGUCCAAGUUCAACUGCGUGAACAAACAGACUGGCUACUACGCGGACGAGGAGCUCAACUGCGAGGUGUUCCACUACUGCCAGGAUAAUGUCAAGCACUCUUGGGUCUGCCCCGACGGAUUCUCCUUCCACCAGGUACACUUAAUCUGCAUGCCGCCGACACACGACAACAUCUGCCAGAAGUCCUCAAAGUACCACUUCGUGAACGAGUACCUUUACCGGCCAGUGAAUGAGGAGGAGGUCCAGAGGAAACCUAACGUAUCCCUCAAGUACUCCGACAGGUACUACCCCGCUGAGGUCUACAGGGACGACAGAUUCGACCAAGAGGAAGAAGAGGAGGAGGAGCAGCCCCGCCGACCUCCCGCACCAGUACAGCUACAGGCUCGGCCAGUGCAAAGACCACAGCCACAGCCUCAAGUGUUCCGUUCCGCAGAGGAAGUAAACAUCCCAUUGGUACAGAGGCGCCCGCAGCGUCCAUACGACUUCGACUUCUAAACUCUCUCUACUAAGCCGAUUGGCUAUAAGCUGUAAUUUUCCCAUAAUCUACUGGAUAUGCCAUUUCUAUUCAGAGGUUUAUGACUCCCGA
This is a messenger RNA of Spodoptera exigua (beet armyworm), 1143 nucleotides long. Lineage: Eukaryota; Metazoa; Arthropoda; Insecta; Lepidoptera; Noctuidae. The record is from the annotation of a GenBank genome assembly.